GGCCCAGAAUAUGAAAUUGGAAAUUAUUUCAUUUUUACUCUUUUUCGCUUUGGAGCCGAACUAGGAAAUGAAUUUUUCUAUGUUAUAUUUUAUACAUUUUCUAUGUGGAACUUUGAUACUUUAAUUGGCUUAAAAAUUGUCUUAGUUUGGGUGUUAUUAAUGUAUGUUGGACAAUCGUUGAAAGAUGUUAUAUGCUGGCCACGUCCUGCUAGCCCUCCUGUGUUUCAGUUGGAAGAUCGCUAUGCAUUAGAAUAUGGAAUGCCAUCAACGCAUGCCAUGGUAGGAACUGCUAUUCCCUUUAUGCUGCUGAUUUUUACUGUUGAUAGAUAUGAGUACCCAGUGUUAUUAGGAUUAAUAAUAGCUAUAUUAUGGUGUAGUUUAGUAUGUUUAAGUCGUAUUUAUCUUGGAAUGCAUACAAUCAUGGAUAUAUUAGCUGGGUUGGUAUUAGUUACUAUAUUAUUAUUUAUUAUGGUACCAUGGGCUGAAACAGUUGUACUAUAUAUAGUAAUGACCAAAUGUGGUGGAUUAUUAGCCUUAUUAGGAGGUGUAGUCUUAACAAUUUGUUAUCCUACCCUUGAUAGAUGGAGUACAGCACGAGGAGAUACUACAGUAUUUCUAGGCGUGGCAUCAGGCAUGUUGUUAGGAACCUGGAUUAAUUUUCAGCUAGGUUAUAUCAUUCCGUCAAACGCAACCCUCCCAUAUCAAACAGCAAUAAUGGAAUUUGAUUGGUUAAAAAGUGGAUCUUUACGAAUGCUGACUGGAGUUGUUGCCACAGUUACAAUGAGAUUUAUUAUGAAACUGUUGACUUUUAAUUUACUGUGCUACUUGUUUAAUAAAGACCCAAAAGAUCCAAAAACUAAAACAUGUCUCAAAAUAGAGCUGCCAUAUAAGUUCUGUACCUAUUUUGGACUUGCUGUUUGUGCCUCUGUUAUAGCACCUAUUAUAUUUACAUAUGUUGGUAUCAAU
Messenger RNA from Lottia gigantea (owl limpet), 966 nucleotides. RefSeq lists its product as hypothetical. Gene Ontology annotation, molecular function: sphingosine-1-phosphate phosphatase activity. Gene Ontology annotation, biological process: sphingosine metabolic process; phospholipid dephosphorylation. The annotation marks the transcript as partial. The record is from RefSeq and is a predicted model, not a curated record. Gene Ontology annotation, cellular component: endoplasmic reticulum membrane. Lineage: Eukaryota; Metazoa; Mollusca; Gastropoda; Lottiidae. The transcript has 3 exons.